AGUUUCCUCCUCUUUCCUCCUCCUGCUAUUGCAGCUUAACUGCCACACCAUUUGCAGCAUCUCCUCACAAAACCUUUUUCAUGCCUGCACUUGUUGUAAGUGAAACAAUUGGGUCUGAAGAGCCGAAGGAGCUGAAGAAGAAGAUGAAGAAGAGCGAAAAAGGAUCAUCCGCCGACACCCUUAAAAAGUCGAAAAAGACCAAGAUUGAUUCUGGGUCUGAUUCAGAAGAGCUUAAGAAGAGUAAGAAGAAAGAUAAGAAGCGAAAAGCUUUAAACUUGGAUGAUGAUGAGGAGGAUGAUAGUUCGGAGAUACUGGAGCCGAGUAAUUUGAAUGGGGAUGACAAGACGAAGAAGAAGAAAAAGGCUAAAUUGGUGGAGAAUGAUGAUGAUGAGGAGAAAAAGGAAGAGAAAGAGGAGGAUCCUAAUGCUUUGUCUAAUUUUAGGAUUUCUGUUCCUUUAAGAGAGGCUCUGAUUGCUAAGGGGAUUCAAGCGCUCUUUCCUAUUCAAGCUAUGACUUUUGAUACUAUCUUUGAUGGCAAUGACUUAGUUGGUCGAACUCGCACUGGUCAGGGUAAAACAUUGGCCUUUGUGCUGCCCAUAUUGGAGUCCCUGACAAAUGGUCCUACUAAAGCGUCUCGGAAAACAGGGUAUGGGAGGGCUCCUAGUGUUUUGGUGCUCUUACCUACUAGGGAAUUGGCACUUCAGGUGUUCGCUGACUUUGAAUUUUAUGGUCGGGCCGUGGGGCUUACUUCAUGUUGUUUGUAUGGAAAUUCUCCUAUGGGACAACAACAAGUGCAAUUGAAACGAGGAGUUGAUAUUGUUGUGGGUACUCCUGGAAGAGUUAAGGACCACAUUGAAAGAGGAAAUAUUGAUUUCAGGUCUCUAAAGUUCCGUGUUCUUGAUGAAGUUGAUGAAAUGCUGAAAAUUGGUUUUGUUGAUGAUGUGGAAUUUAUAUUAGGCAAGGUAGAAGAUGCAAGCCAAGUUCAAACACUUCUUUUCAGUGCCACUUUGCCAAGCUGGGUGAAGCAUAUAUCUUCUAAGUUUCUCAAACCUGAUAAGAAAACAGCUGAUCUUGUUGGUGAUGAGAAAAUGAAGGCCAGUAAGAAUGUGAGACAUAUUAUUAUACCAUGCUCUAGUUCAGCCAGUACUCAGCUAAUUCCUGAUAUUAUUCGAUGCUACAGCAGUGGUGGCCGCACUAUUGUUUUCACCGAGACACGAGGUUAUGCUUCGGAGCUGGCCGGCUUAUUGCCUGGGGCACAUGCUUUGCAUGGAGAGAUACAACAGUCCCAGCGUGAGGUAACACUUUCUGGAUUCAGAUCAGGAAAAUUCUUGACAUUAGUGGCCACAAAUGUAGCAGCCCGUGGAUUGGAUAUUGACGACGUUCAAUUAAUUAUUCAGUGUGAGCCUCCACGCGAUGUCGAAGCGUAUAUUCAUCGAUCUGGAAGGACAGGACGGGCAGGAAAUACUGGUGUGGCGGUAAUGCUUUAUGAUCCUAAGAAGUCCAACAUUUCUAGGAUUGAAAGAGAAUCUGGUGUGAAGUUCGAGCAUCUAUCUGCUCCGCAGCCAGCUGAUGUUGCUAAAGCGGCUGGGAAAGAAGCAGCAGAAGCAGUUGCUGAAAUUUCUGAUAGUGUAAUACCUGCUUUCAAGGCUGCUGCUGAAGAACUUCUAAACACCUCUGACCUAUCACCAGCAGAAUUGCUUGCCAAGGCACUUGCCAAGGCAGCUGGCUACUCUGAGAUCAAGACUCGGUCGCUUCUUUCUUCCAUGGAGAACUGUGUUACUCUACUUCUUGAGUGUGGGAGGCCCAUAUUUGCACCUUCCUUUGCAUAUAAUGUUUUGCGGAGGUUCCUACCAGAGGACAAGGUUGAAUCAAUCAAAGGUCUUACUUUGACAGCUGAUGGGAAGGGUGCGGUUUUUGAUGUAUCUGCUGAUGAUCUGGUUAUGUUUCUAGCAGGGAAGAAUACCCAAGGUGUAAACUUAGAGGUAGUAAAAGAACUGCCUCGGUUGCAAGAGAAAGACCAGGCAAGAGGUGGAAGAUUUGGUGGUGGUCGUGGUGGCUUCUCUGAUAGGAGAGGUAGAGCUCGCUUUUCUGGAGGCAGAGGUGGAAGAGGUCGCGGAAACUUCGGCCGUAGAUGGUGAAGAAGGCAAAUAGUUGAUCCGAACAGUUGACUGUACAGGAAAAUUGUUGCGAUGAUGAAGAAAAAUGUAUAUUGCGGCUGCUGUUUAUGGAACAUGAUCAUUAUAUUUUCCACAUAUAGGUUCAAUUGUACUUUAUUCUUAUUUAUUUUUUGCUUGUUACAGCCUCUUCAUAAGAGGCAAUUUUCUUUCGGCUUCGAUUUUUAACUUAACAGCUUUGCUGAAUCCUAGCCAAACGAUAUCAUAAAUAUAAUACUUUCAAUAGUACGGGAUUUUAGA
Messenger RNA from Nicotiana attenuata, 2414 nucleotides. Its product is annotated as DEAD-box ATP-dependent RNA helicase 7-like. Lineage: Eukaryota; Viridiplantae; Streptophyta; Magnoliopsida; Solanales; Solanaceae. The transcript has 14 exons. Bases 81 to 2138 code for a protein of 685 amino acids. Gene Ontology annotation, molecular function: ATP binding; helicase activity; RNA binding. The record is from RefSeq and is a predicted model, not a curated record.